CUACGUGAUAAUAAUUUCCAUUUGCGUCAUUGUUUUUGACUACGGAAUUAUAAUUUUCCCCUUCUUUCUAUCAUCAGCGCCUUAAACCAGCUUUCUAUAUUUCUGGAUCAAUUUUACUUGAUCGAAAAUGACUAAUAUACCAGAAAUUAGCUCUUAUGAGGACCGCGCCGUGGAUUUAGUGGUAUCCGUUAUCAAUAAGGCGAAGGAGAAGUUGGGAGAACAUCUCACCCUGAGACAGCUAACUCAAACCCGCGAGAAUCUGACUAAAGAAGGGAAGAUCUCGCUCAAGAAUCUGAGAGAUCCCCUGGUGAAGACCACAGAGGCGUUCCUGAGGGAAACUAUAGAGAAGACGUGGAUGCUGACGAGGACGUUCAUGUAUGUGCUGAACUACCUCGGAGGCUCGCAGGACGAGUGUUCGCAGUAUUACUAUUUUGAGGCAAUAUUCAGUCAACCGACGGCUGCGUACCCGAUCCCUCAGACCACUGCUAGCGUGUUCUUUAGAGUUGAGGACAAGCAUAUUGAGCCGGUGGAGUCUAAGGGCGUUCCCAUUAUGGUGUUUAGGAUAGCUGGUUUCCACACGGACCACGACGUCCGGUUCGUGACGCUCUCCGCGGACUGGAUCCUCGCCGUGCUCAAGAUGAAGAUGAAGCUGUACCAGCGCAUCGAGGAGAUCAAGCUCUUCUGAAUCAACCUAUUACUGUUCUCAUAAUUCAUUGAUUGUGAACUAAGACUUCCAUUGAACUGUGCAAGUAUAUAUGUCCAUCCCAAUUCA
Messenger RNA from Plodia interpunctella (Indianmeal moth), 772 nucleotides. RefSeq lists its product as uncharacterized. Gene Ontology annotation, cellular component: cAMP-dependent protein kinase complex. Gene Ontology annotation, molecular function: protein kinase A regulatory subunit binding. The record is from RefSeq and is a predicted model, not a curated record. The transcript has 4 exons. The coding region runs from base 128 to 685 and encodes 185 amino acids. NCBI's taxonomy places the organism in Eukaryota, Metazoa, Arthropoda, Insecta, Lepidoptera, Pyralidae.